GCCCAGUCCAUAAUGAUUAUGGGCAUGAGUAAAUAGUUUUAAAAUGUUCAAAUAACUAAUAGUUCAUGUACAGUUUUUAUAAAGUUCAUAAGUGAGUUGUGUUAAAACAAUAGUGGACCAAAUCAUUUUGUUUGUUAAUAAAGUAGUAUGUCACUUUAAUUAGUUUCACUGCACUUUCACGCAUUUUGUGUUGUGUACAACCUAUCCUCACUGAGCAUCAGAAUGUCAGUCUUGACUUGUGUUUAUUUGUAUUGGUUGUUUGUGACCUAUGUAACCAAUCAAGGGAUUGUGGGGGCGGGAUGUGAGGUUGACCUAGUAGAGGGCAGGUGCGCGAGAGGUACAGAGAUGCCACAGAUGUACAUCAAACGUGUGUGUUGACCGCUGAUCGUAUCGGAGUAUAAGUGCCUUUCAUCGUGGUGAAUGCAGAGUUUGCCAUUCUGUGUUAAGGACUUUGAAACAUCCGAAGGACCAGGAGACUAUCCUUGGACUUUUUUUUCCCCCUUGCUACGUGACGGAGCAUAGAAGUAUCCAGGAGUCGCCAUCUUGCUUGGAUUUUGUGUCGGAGACCGAAGCCGUUGCCGGACGCCCUCGUUGCCCUCACGAAUGAUUCCCUAAAGGUUACCAGCGACUAACAUUAACCAGGUUGCUGACUGACUGACUGCUCGAGGUUGUGAGUACUCAAAUUGCACGUGCUUAUUAUUUUAUUGUUUUGUUCUGCUUGCUUGGCAAGCGAAAGGGUCAUAAAGUUUCUGACCACACCGCACCCCAGCGUCGACACAGGCCUGCACCGUUUGUUUUAUUUUAUCUUAAAGGACUGAUAUUGAGUUGCAGCUUGAGUGUGUGAGUGUGUGUGUGAGCUGCAGGACUAUUGUUUUCACAAGUAAUUUGAUUUAUUUACAGGUGUUUUGAAGACACCCUAAUUGAAGUAAUUAUUUUGUACUCUUAUUGUGUUUAGUUGAAGUUGCAAAUAUUAAUUUUGAUUACUAAAUUCUAUAUUUUUGAGGUUAAGAAUCCUGUGUGUGUUAUUUCUUUCGUGUAAGGAUUUUCCCCUGUUUAUUAAAUUUGAACCAGAGAAACGUGUUUCAACACUGGAUGAUAACAAUUCUUAGUAGGAUUAAAGGCCAAAGGGUUGUAUUCUGCUAAGUGGAGGCACCAAUCACCAAAUUUCUUAUCAAUACAGGUUAGUACGGAAGCCAAUAAAUUAAAGAACCCAGGGCCCCGCCCAUAGUACUACAAUACCCCUGUCUUUAAAUGAUGUUUACCUAUUAGCUAUAUGGGUCGGGUGCUACACAAAUUGGAGGCACCGCUGGGAUAUUUUCCCUAAUAAGGUAUAUAUUUUAAUGUCAAGUAGUUGAGACUCUUUCUCAUGGUCAAGCCUGCAAGCACAUAAGACAAAAUAAUGGCAAGUUUGAGUAAUUCCUCGCAGUUGGAGUUAAGUAACUGGUGUAGAGGGGAGGGUAUAGAGCUAACACAUGCCCUUAUGGUACUUGGAGUCCCCGAAGAUGACGACAUCUCUUGCAUUGAGGAAGCACUGGAAACCAUAAAAGCACUGGGAAAAGUAAGGGUAAGAGGAAAAAUGUUUGACGCCAAACACCAGGCAUUAAGCGUGCUUUGCGAAUGUCGUGAGCCAAUCGAUCCCUCUAGAGUCCCAUGUGAAGUCUUCUUGCCUGCCAGGGGGCAUGGCUGGAAGAUAGUGGUAGCUCAGCGCAAAGAGAGCAGUGCAGAUGAUUUCUCAGAGAAACUAGCACAGUUCCUCCAAGAACAAGGAAAAACAAUGGAAGACAUUUAUCCAAUGUGUGGUUCCGCCACAGAAGUGAAUAGCACUCCAGAGUCUAUUAUUCGCGCUGUAGGGGAAGUGUUGCAUAAAACCACAAAACCCACUGAAAGCAACAACUAUAGACGUUUAAGGACUUUUUCUGGAAUCAGCCCUGUUCCACUAGGUGAGGAGUGUUUGGAUAACUGGCUUGAACAGGCCAAGCUUAUGGUAGAAGAGUAUGAGUGUUCAGAAAAAGAGAAAAGACGCAGGAUAGUUGAGAGUCUUAAAGGUCCGGCUUUGGAGAUCCUUCAGGCUGUACGCUUGUCGAAUCCUGAUGCUAGUCAUUUGGAGUACAUAGAAGCAAUAGAAAGUACUUUUGGAACCUCAGAGUCAGGAGAAGACCUUUAUUUGUCUUUCAGGUCUCUUCGCCAGGAGUCUGGUGAGCCCUUGUCAGAGUUUUUGCGCAGACUUGAAAGAUCCCUCUGUAAAGUAAUUAAGAGAGGUGGUCUCCCAGUUAGCGCAGCCAACAAAGCUAGGCUUGAGCAGCUUAUAAAAGGAGCAACUGAGUCUGAUCUCAUGUUGCUUAAGUUGAACUUGCGAGAGAGGAGGCAUGAUCCUUCUGCUUUCCUAACCUUGCUCAAAGAAAUUCGUGCGGAGGAAGAACGUGAAGCCGCCAGGCACAGUCUCAGCAAACCUGUGCACCGCCAGCGUGUGCAUGCAGUGCAGGUGGAAAAGGAAAACGAGUUGGCAAAUAGUCAGCAACUUGAACUUCGAGCUGAGAUUGAAGAAUUAAAAUCCGCCCUGAGUGAGCAAGUGAACAAAUUGUCUAAAUCAGAAAAUGAUAAAACUACAAAAAAGUCCAAGGAUAAGAAGAAAGUAAGAGCUGAGUCAAACCCCGAAAUACAGUCUUUAAAGAAAGAACUGAAAGCUCUAAAGGAACAGAUAAGUGUGAUGACUGUGAAAACCAAAUCAGGCUCAACCGCAACAGCGAACUAUUCUAGCCACAAAACAGCUGCAAAUCCACAGUGUGCUACUUCUAGAAGCCAGUUUGUAGCAGAGUCUUCUGAAUAUUUCUGCUAUAGAUGUGGUGAAAAUGGGCACAUUGCAUCAAAAUGCACAGCUCCAGCAAAUACACAGAAGGUCAUAAAAAAGCUCAUUCGCCAAGUGCGAGGAGCAACUUGUGGACCAAAAGAAUCCAGCAAAGGUUCCGAUGAAUCUAUUGCUAGAGUCAAUAAAGUCCAUAUUCCAGAGACAGACACUAACUUACCUGAAGGUCUGGUAGGUCCAUCAUCUGUGGUAAAAAUAAAAGUUAAUGAACUUCCUUGUGAUGCCCUCAUGGAUUCUGGUUCCACUGUAACCAUUAUCUUUGAAGAGUGGUACAAGAAACAUCUGUCACAUGUCCCUAUUCGUCCUAUUUCUCAUCUAGCUAUAUGGGGUCUCGCUGAUUCAGAGUACCCUUACAGAGGUUAUGUGGUAGUGGACAUGGAGUUCCCAGAGGACUUGGCAGGAGUAAAAGGGCCAAUCACUGUUCUUGCUCUUGUGUGUCCCGAGCCACAACAUUGCAGCCAAGUGCCUGUCAUUGUAGGCACUAAUGCCUUUCUCUUCCGCAGACUGUGGGAGCUUUCAAAAGAAAGUGGCAGUCAGAACAAAGUACACUCUUUGAGAAUACAAGCAGUCUAUGAAAAGCUACAGACACAAACCCUGAACCCCCAGUCAAAAGCUAUUGAUGAGGCAGUUGGGCAAGUGAAAUGGCAAGGCCCAGGCCUACUGUCCAUAGCUCCUGGUGAGAAGUGUUAUGCCACCUGUAAAGUGGAGAAACCGACUUUCUCUUCUCAAGACAUUAUUCUUGUUGAAGCUCCUGUGACGCAGCAUCUUCCGGCUGGUGUAUUUGUACAGCCCGGAGUGCUCCCUAACAGAGACAUUGACUCCAAUAGUUUCACUGUCCUUUUGCACAAUGAAUCACAAAAACCCACGUCUAUUCAGGUUGGCACUGUCAUUGCAGAAAUGUAUGCAGUAGAUACUGUAGCCUUACCUCAGCCUUCCAACUCAACCACUGACCUCCUUGACCCCGAGCUCUUUGAUUUUGGAGACUCACCAGUUCCUGAGGAGUGGAAGAAACGGCUUAGCCGAAAACUUGCUGAGACGAAAUGCUUUCUCUCUCAAUGAAUGGGAUGUUGGUUUGGCACGA
Molecule: messenger RNA, 3944 nt
Organism: Archocentrus centrarchus (flier cichlid)
Lineage: Eukaryota; Metazoa; Chordata; Actinopteri; Cichliformes; Cichlidae
Exons: 2
Coding region: 1400-3922 (840 amino acids)
Molecular function (GO): zinc ion binding; nucleic acid binding
Source: RefSeq, a predicted model, not a curated record